AACACCUGAGCAUCCUUUUGGUGACUCUCUGAUGAACCAGUGACAGCAGCUGGACAGUGUCGUGUUCCAAUGAUUAUUUUUACAGCAAUAUUGUUACACUUUUGUAGUGUUAGUAAAGAAAAAACCUUCCCUAGGCUGCAAGUGCUGUACCUGGCUGUGCAGUGGCUGCUGCUGGUUCCUCAGCAAGUUCUGUAUUAAGAAUGUGGCUGGUUGAACAGAAGAAAUCUCCCCUGCAAGAAUGGUGAUUUAAUGGAAAGAAACUGACAGAAGAAUUAGAAAUAUAGUGGAUGUGCUAGAGCUAAGUUUAUGGACAUUAAGAAGAAAAAAAAAAAUUUAAGUCAUGCUUCUUAUUCAGUGACUUGAAUUUUGGAAAAGUCAUAGGAUUUUGUCACCAUUGAAUGUUCUUUGUAAGCAGGUUAGACAAAUGAGGCUUUUUUAUCUUUUGUUGCUGUAAGGUGAUAAGCAACUCUUACUUCCUUUCCUAUUUGUUCAGUUAUUUUAAAUAACAGAUUGUUCAUUUGGUGCAUAUUCUGUGAUGCAAAUUCAUUAAAAUGCAGCAAACAAGCUGGAGGCUGAACAAACCUGUGCUUUAGAAGCUCCACUUGAAACUUUGAUAAAUGUUUUUUGAGCUUCUGAUAAUGUUUAAUUUCUGUAAUCUUAAAAAGUUUAGUAGUUUUCUACCAGUAUUACUGUGCUAUUUGUCUAAAUAGAUAAAACUUUGUAUCUGUUUAGAUAGAUAGAAGUCUAGAUUGGUUGUCUUCGUUCUAAUGUGAUGCUUCUUCCUGCUCUCUGCAAGAUUCACUGUGAUCUCUAAUACAGCACUUCAAGAAAUAGAUGAUUUUGCAUGUGAGCCAUCUCGUUGAAGGAAGUGUGCGUAGUGCAUAUGUGUGCUAGCGGCUUUUAUUAGAUUAACUGUGAAUUUGUCUUGUACUUGCUUCAUGAACCUUUUCAGGUAAUUUGAGUAAAAAUAAAUAAAUGAUGGAGGAAGUCUGUUUAGCUAUUGUAUUCAACCUCUCCUGCAGUGGCAAUCCGCCACCUCUGUGGAUAGGAAGGCACGUUGCUUUCCAUACCUUUUGAUGUACAGGCAUGACAGCAUGCUCAGGCAUUCUUUGUUUGCUUGGAGAGCACUGUGGUCGCCCUGUGGUUUCUAAGGACCAGUGAUGGAGACUUUUUCAAAAAGUCUUUUUUUUUCCUCCGUUUGUUUUUUUUUUUUACCAAGCUUAAUAAAUUCGACUGUGUCAGCUGGGAAGACUGCUCUUUCCGAAAACAAAUUCCAUUUCAUCUUCCAUAAGUGAUAAAGGAGUGACUACAGAACCCUUCAAGAAGAGGCAUGGUUUCAAGCCUCAAUGAGAAGAUUAACUUAUAAUUUCAAGAAGUUUAUUGCUGAAGCUGCUUCUUCCUUUUGUUUCUUUUUUUCCUUUUAAUUGGAGCAGUAUCAUUGAGAAAUACGUGAAGCUUGCUGAUGUUGGUAACUUAAAAUACACUUAUCUUCAAGAUAGUACAACUUAUGAGUUGCUUUUUGUGUAGACGCUUAUUUUGUAUACUAAUGAAAUAUUUAUAAAAGAACAGCUAGUUAAGGGGUCAGUUUUAUUUUUAGUAUAAAGUGACAGAACAUAGAGCAAAAAUGAUUUAACUUCUCUGGUGAGGUUCAGGGGAAGUUGGUAGAUUCCUGUUAAAACAUAAUCUUGUCCUUUCUUGUAAAUGAGUUGUCACUAAAUUGUUAGUUUGGCAUGUAGGUAAUACUAAACUGCUGUUUCUUUCUUGACUUUCAUUUUUCUGUUCCCUUACAAAAUUGGACUUCAUUUAUUUUUUGAGUUUGGACAGGAGUUUUUAGCAGGAUUUUUGUAAAGUCUGAACUAUCAUUUUGCUGGCUUAAUGAUAUCGUUAGACUACUUGUUGCCCUGUCUUUUUUCCCCAGUGUGUUAUAGGUAUUUCUUCUUAACAAGGUUAAAUGAAUUUCAGCUGAAAUUUCAGGGUGAUCUAAUUAUUUUUUUCUUUCCAUUUCAAUUCCCAUGUCUUGCUAUAGAACACCUAAUUUAAGCUUAUUCAGGUCUUUUUAUUUAGCAUCUCACUUUAAAUUUUGAUGGCCUUCCUGUCAUACUCUGAAAUGAUAAGCUGUGAGGUGAAGUAAGGCAUGACAGAAGAGUGGUAAAAAAGAACAAUUUUGUCUUUUUUUUUUUCUCCCCAUUGUUCUUUAUCAUACCCUCUCAUGGUAGGUGGAAAACUGAAAGAAUCCUUCUUAAAGACUUUUGCAAUUUUACUCUGCAUAGAAGUGUUUUGAGUGCUUUCAAAAUAGUAAUUACUAUGGAAAGUAGCAUUUCUUCUGAAUGAUGCAAUGAAGAUAAACAGUAGAUGCAGGUUGAAUCAGUUGUAGCGGUGGGGAUGAACUUCAUUGACGGUCUGACAUCAUGCUGAGCUGGAUUAUCUAAAGUUGUUGAUAGUUGUUCAAUGACUAGAUUUGUGAUUAUAAGUUAAUUGGGAGUGGGCAGGGGGAGAUAUCCUUUCCAUAUCACUUUGUUUCAUGUUGCUCUUUCUGGGCAGAGAGAAGAUAGAAAGGAUAAAAAAAUACUCCUCAGUGGUUUCUUUAAAUGCUUCUAGCUGGACAUUAUCUUAUCCAGAGAGUCAGUAAAUGAAGCUGCAGUUUUUAGAUCUUGUGUUCAGCUACAAUGAUUUCUUUGGCUCCAAGUUCCACUUCUUGGUGAAUCAUUAAUCCCAUUACAUACAGUACAUACAUGAGGAACCUGCUGCAUCUUAUUCUGAGGAAGCAUGCUGUUAUGAUUGAGAUUUAUUUUUAUUUAGGUGGCUUUUCUGGUGUGUUUUUUAUUUGUUUUGUGGGGAUUUUGUUUGCUUUUUUUAGUUUUGCUGUGGGGAAAAGUGUUAUUGACAGAUAUAGCAUUUGUUUAGAAAGAGAAGUCUGAUAUGAAGACUAUUAGGAAAUUAGCUGACUGUCUCUUCCUACAGGCUGUAGUGACAGUAGAUCUAGAUAGUUUGACAUGGUCGUAGUGAGUAUCUGCCUGUAAGUUUGUAAGGGUGAAAGUAGUGACUGGACAGUUGUGUAGCAGAAGGUAUUAAAAUACAUAAUGUUUUGUAAGAUAGUUGUGAGAUGAGAAACUGAGUUUAAGAAAUGCAGUCUUAUUCGUGCCUCUUAAAUGACUGAGGAUCUUUAGAACAGAAAGAUCAUAAAACGUUGAGGAUCCAGAGAGAAAUCUUAGUCUUUUCUCUCUUAAGUAGUUAAAUUAAAUUCUGUGAUAACGAUGGAGCUGAGAUCAGAAUAUCUAGAUUGCUUAAAGACUAGUACAGAAUUGAGAGAUUUUAAUGCUUUGAAUAAUGGAGGGGUCUAUCUUCUCUCAUUAAAGAUAAUGUACUAAGAAUGUUAACUAUUUAAUUUUCUCAUUCAUAUUGCAGAAUGGAUAUAAAUUGUUGAUGCAGAACAAUUGGGUCUGUCUGUGACACAGACUAAAAUAUAGCUUGCUAAUUAUUGCCUUAUAGUAGGAAGUUCAAGAGGAAAAUUCUAUAAAAUCUUCCUUUGUGACUCCUGGAAGCUCUGAAUCUUUCGAUCCCUACCUGUAGGCUUGCUGAUAAAAAUCUUAGUAGGUAUUUUUUCAGUCUCAUCCAUAAGUCCUUAAACUCUUGCAGAUUGUUGUGAUUCCCUUAGUCUCUCCUUUUGAAGCUGUAGGAGAUAUAACUAGGUGAUCUAUGUUGCAUCAGAAGAUGAGAUGUAAUUGCCUGCCAGUGACAGACGCAGUAUGCAACUGCUAACAGGUAAUCUCUCUUUAGCUGCAGUUUACAUCUACAGUUACUUUGUUCGAGGAAGUUUGAAAUGUGUAAGAGCUAAUUCUGUCACCUCUGUCACUCCAAUUUUAAAGCUGUAUGUUUGUGAGUGUGGCCCCUGAAGGGCUUAAAUAGAUAGUUCUGAAAGGACUUGACCUACGUGAAAUGAUGUAACGUUUGCUUUUGGCAACUUAAUACAAAUUCAUUGUGAUAACUGAUACUAUUAGAAACUCUAUGGGUAGUGUCAUAAGAUGCUUCAGUUGAAUAGAUAAGGACACUAAGUUAACUUUUACAUUGUACGGGAGUGAUUGGGUUCUUGGUAUUUUUGGCACCUCACAGCACUACUACAUUCUGGUUUUUGUUUGGUUUGUUUUGUUCAAGUUUCCAAAGUUCUUGUUUAAGAAUUGAUUUUUCAAAUGGAAAAAAACCCAUGGACAACACAUUAUCCUCAUGAAGGGAGUGACUGAGGAGGGUGAAUUCUUUGUCUUUUAUCGAAAGGAUGUUUUCUAACUCUGAAUGAUGUCACAUUAAAUGUUCUUCUGUAGUGCUAAUCGCUUUUACUAGAGAGGGAAGUGAAAGUAAUUCCCAGAGAAACUGGUAAUUGUUGCAGGGAAUGAAGUAUAAAAGGAAGAAUUAAGGAGGCUAUCAAACAAUAGAAAGUACAAAAAUAGAGGUGAGGUGGUUAAAAAGCAUGUUAGUGGUUCUGAAAGGAAAUGUAUUUUUUUUAUAGUGAACAGUAAAUUUCAAGUGUAAAAAUAAAAACAAAUAGAAUUUGGUUACAUUUAAGUGUACAUACGUCCCUUUGUUUCAGUGACAGUCAGGUAGCUAGUUCAGUAGAUAGUCAACUUCAUACGGGUAACCUGUAAUGCAGACCUGAUUAUAUGACCCCAUGUGUCACAGCCAGGCUUCAAAUUUGGCCUUCAUUGAUAAGUUUGAUAGGCUUAUCAUGCCAAUAGGUGACAUUCGCCAUGUGUCCCUUGUCCUUUUUAUUGAGGUAUAUGUUAGUAAGGGGUCUCUAAAGUUCCAUUUUCAGUGGAGUUAUUGUCUUGAAUGUGAGGACAGCAUCCUUUGAAAAAAACUUCAGCCCAAAGUACUGAGGAAUUUUAACCACAAAAGAAAAUGCGAAUCUAGACAGAGAUGGAGUAAGAAAUAAAUUCAGAAAAACAUUGAGGACAGGCAGGAGAAGUGAUGCAAAUAAAAAUGUAACACUUUAAGGGGGGGAACUAUGCAUUUCUUCAGUAAGAAUUUUACAUGUUUUUUGUAAAGUUACAGAUAUAUAUAGCAUACAGUUCUGUAGGUUUUUUUUUAUAUAGCUGAGCUCCCUAAAAAUGCUAUAGACUAUAAAAUGUGAGGAAAUCCUAAGCUUUUCUUUGUUUGCUUAUUUUCCUAGUUUUUCUCUUGUGUGCAUUAUCUGAAACAAAACCCCCUCCUGUCUUUUAUUGGAUUGCUUUAAACUGCCCUAUUAUAUAUCUUGGUUUAUAUGGAUUAAGUUGUUUGAAGGAAAACAGGAUAACCAUGAGGAAGAAAAUUAAUGUGUCUUGUGUAUAUCUAUGUGCAUGUAUUAUGUGAGUAAGUAUGUGCAUAGAUAGAUUUUUUUUUUUUGACUGGAAUUUUUUGGCCAUUCUGUUGAACCGAGAGUGUCUUAGUAAUAAUGUGUAGAAGUAGAAUUGGGAUAUUCGGUAUUGAGAAGUGCAUAGUUACUAUUUUAGGGGGGAAAUCACAGUUAUUGGUAUCAAUACUUUAAUAUAUUUGUGCUAAUUAGUUUUUAGUGUAUUAAUUAUUUAUCUUACAAAAAAAAAAUCUGAAAGGGGAGGAGGGUAGCUUUGAAAACACAGUAAAACACUGAGAAUUCAGUAAGCUCAUUGUUAGAACGUAGACACAUAUACAGUUUUAAAGAUUUUUUUUUUAAAAAAAAAGUUGUUUUAUAAAAUAGUUUCUUGCACUUUACCUGCUGGCUUUUCAAUUUGGUAGAUAACAUCUGAACUCCAGCAGAGUUUUAUAAUCCCCACGUGCUUAAAUAUACUAAAUGUUCUUUUUCCAUUAAGGUUAAUGUUCGUGAAGAAAUUGAAGAGUUUUUUCCAAGAAUGUGGAAGAUAAAUCAAGAUAAAAGAAGGCUAAUGAAAAGUAUUAAAGAUCAGAAAAUUAAAAUUGAAUGGGGGAAAAAAUUGAACAGAAGAUUGGUCAGAUAGAAGCACUUGAAUGUUUUUUUAAGGCUAUAAUGAAUUGUUUGAAUUGGGGAAGAAUACACGAAGUAUGAAAAAUGAAAAACUCAAUGAAGAAUGAAGAAAAGUAGAAAGCAAGAGUGAAGUAGAAUUAAAAGAAUCUGGAAGAAUGAAUGGGUCCUAGGUUAAGUAAAUGAGUCUCGCUCCCAGUCAAAAUCUCCAGCUGGGAGUCCUGCUCGUGUAAAAUCGGAGAGCAGGUCAGGAUCCCGCAGUCCAUCGAGGGCUUCCAAACAUUCUGAAUCGCACUCUAGGUCAAGAUCAAAAUCAAGAUCCAGGUCCAGAAGACAUUCGCACAGACGUUACACUCGUUCCAGAUCCCAUUCCCAUUCUCAUUCCCAUAGGAGACGGGGUCGAAGCAGAUCAUACACACCAGAAUACCGUCGUCGGAGGAGCCGUAGUCAUUCUCCAAUGUCCAACAGGAGAAGGCACACUGGCAGCAGAGCUAAUCCAGAUCCUAAUACGUGUCUCGGAGUGUUUGGUCUCAGUUUAUAUACUACUGAGAGAGAUCUGCGUGAAGUCUUUUCCCGUUACGGACCUUUGACUGGUGUCAACGUUGUUUAUGAUCAACGGACUGGAAGAUCAAGAGGAUUUGCUUUUGUUUAUUUUGAGAGAAUUGAUGAUUCUAAAGAGGCAAUGGAGCAUGCGAACGGCAUGGAGCUGGAUGGCAGGAGGAUUCGAGUGGAUUACUCCAUCACCAAGAGAGCACAUACCCCCACCCCAGGCAUCUACAUGGGCAGGCCAACACACAGUGGAGGAGGUGGUGGCGGUGGAGCAGGUCGUCGUCGUGACUCCUAUUAUGAUAGGGGGUAUGACAGAGGAUAUGACAGAUACGAAGAAUAUGACUACAGAUACAGGAGACGAUCACCAUCGCCUUAUUAUAGUCGAUACCGAUCACGAUCAAGAUCCCGUUCCUAUAGUCCAAGGCGCUACUGAAGGUGAGAAGAGUUACAGUUUGAGGACGUGAUUUUUAAAUACAAAGUUCAGAUCUUAGCUUCCUGACUGCUUUCCCUCCCUCCCUUGUCCUCCAUCCAGCUCUUUUACAGAUCUUUGGUUCAUUUAGAAUAUACAUAUUUUCAGUUGAAGUAUUCCUGUUUUCCAUCCCUCUUUAUUGUAAUACUCUUAAAUAUUGUAAUUGUUGUAGUUUUUGUGUAGUAAAACAUCUUAAGAUGAAAUAGAGAACCCAAAGUGCUGAUACAUUUUGGAAGUCAUUCCUAUUUUGUUUUUAAAACAAUUGGACUCCUGACUAAUCAGAAGAGAGGAUUGAUAUUUUUAAAGCUUGCAUGUCAUAUGUAAUAUGCACACUCAGAUACUUUAAUAUAAACCUGCAUUUCCAAGUAACUCGUUAAUCUUUCUGUUAAAAUGUUUACCUAUUACUUUGAUAAACAAGUAACGACUUUGAGCCUUUUCUUGUAAUGACAAAUUUACUUUGAUAGUCAUGAACCAGAGGGGUUUUUUUUGUUUUGUUUUGUCAAGUAGUAGCUUUGAGUGUAGACUAUUUGAGCUAGAGCAAAAUUUGGUAUUUGACUGGGAAGAUAGAUCCUUGUACACUCAAAAUUAAGGCUGUGUUUUAUAGAUAAAGUUUCUGGACUGCUACACAGUGGAUAACAUUUGAAGAUAAAACUGUAAAAACCCUGGGGGUUUUAUUGUACUUGUUGAAUAUUUCCCUUUAAUUGGUGCAGGACAAAAAAUAUUUAUUGAACGUAGCAAUUAGUUAUAUAAUUUGCUGUUCAUGUAGACAACAACAAAAACCAUCACUGUUUGGGUAUUGCAAUAAUGAUGAAGCAAGUUUUGUUUCCAGUCCUUUUUUGGAGUUUCAAAAGUAUGGAUGGAAAAACCUACAACUACGUGUAAACCUUUUUUUUUUUUUUUUUUUUUUUUUCCCCUUCAAUAAAAGUUAAUUCCAC
Molecule: messenger RNA, 7897 nt
Organism: Calidris pugnax (ruff)
Lineage: Eukaryota; Metazoa; Chordata; Aves; Charadriiformes; Scolopacidae
Gene: TRA2A
Product: transformer 2 alpha homolog (Drosophila)
Exons: 9
Coding region: 6402-6926 (174 amino acids)
Biological process (GO): positive regulation of mRNA splicing, via spliceosome
Cellular component (GO): spliceosomal complex
Molecular function (GO): RNA binding
Source: RefSeq, a predicted model, not a curated record